UUGGUAUGGUACACUUCCUAUCAAACCAUAGUGGAUUUAAUGGCAAGAUUAAAGAACGGUACAAAGAUUUCAGAGUCACAGAGUUAACAGUUGAAGGGGGUGCUGUCUGUCUUUGUCUGAAUGGGAAUGUUGAGAAUCCUGUGAGAUCACAUACUGUCCAUGAUACCUGUUCACAAUCCAUUAACCAAGACAGAAAAGUUUUUGAGUAUUGGAAAGGAAAAGAUGCUGCUACAUUGCAAGCUACUUUAUGUGAGGUUUUAAAAAAUGAAGAGCCACUUUUAAAACUCAACAUAUUUUCAGAGAAAAUAAAUAAUGAUGCUAAUCACCACGGUGACAAUCAAAAUGAUGAAGAUUGCAUCUCACUUGGGCUAUUUAACGAAAAGGAACAACGAGCAAAGCUUCACCACUGUGUGAAACAGCUCCACCCACAUUUAAAAACAACAACAUCUAGAAAUCAGGAGAGUAGCUAUGAAAUUUUUGCUUCCAGUGAUAGAAAUUAUUUUGAAUUUAAAACAUUGUUGUCUGCUGAUCAGGUGAAUAAUUUGUUGAGGUUCAUUGAUGAUAAAAAUGCAAGUAGCAUGUUAAAGCUGCAAGUUGGAAAAUGUAAAGAGAGGAGGACUAGAAUCCAUCGCCUGAUUGCCAAAUACUACGGUGCUAUGGUGGAAACUAAAACAUUUGUCGGUAAUUUCAAAGGUGUAACUCCUCAUGAGAAAUCUUCUAUUGUGGUGAGAUUUCGUGAAAAGUUCCAUCAACAGAAAGGAAAGAAAAGAAAACAUGCUGUGGGUGAAAAUAAAGAAGACAUAUACACAGCUUUCGUAUUAGAAAAAAGAGAUUUAGAAACAUUGGAUGCUAUCCAGCAGAUCGCUGAUGCCACUGGAUGCCAGCCGUCUGACAUUAGUUAUGCCGGGAUGAAAGAUAAAAAAGCAAUCACAACACAAGCUAUGGUUAUUAGAGGGGUUCUUCCACAUAAAUUACAAGAAAUUAAUGAUUCUUUGCCAAAUAUCAGAGUUGGCACGAUUAAAAGAUGCUGUGCCCCGUUGAAGCUUGGUCAGCUUGGUGGAAACCACUUUGAGAUACUGAUACGAGAUGCAACUUCUGAAUCUUAUAGACUUGAAGAUGUUGUUUCCACAGCAAUGGAACAUAUUCAGGAACAUGGAUUUGUGAAUUACUAUGGAACACAACGAUUUGGUUCAAAUGACAGUCCUGUAACUGCGGACAGAGUUGGACUAGCUCUACUCAAAGGAAAUAUGAAAGAAGCCAUUAAUUUGAUUUUAAUGCCGGGAGAUGGAAAAGAUACAGUCAAUGAAGCAAAGAGGCAUUGGAGAAAUACAAAUAAUGCAAAGGAGACGCUGUCUAUGAUGCCGCGAUAUAAAAUCCGAGAGUGCAUGCUGUUGAAGGCGUUACACCGACAUGGACAGGACAAUGAUGGAUGUACUAAAGCAUUGCUUAUGAUACCAUAUUACAUGAGGGUUUUGUAUGUUCACAGUUAUUGUAGUCUUGUAUGGAACAAAUUAGCAUCUUAUAGAAUUCAACAAUACGGAGUUGAUGUUGUUGUUGGGGAUCUUGUUGAAGUGACUGAGGGAAACAAGACACAGGUGAAAAUAGUAGAACCAGAAGACAUCCAUAAAAGCAGAUACUCUAUCAGUGAUGUUGUGCUACCAUUGCCUGGCAACACAGUUACUAUGCCAACCAACUCAGUUUCCCACAUGUAUUCCCAGCUACUUUCCUCUGAUGAAUUAGAACAACAUAACUUCAGGAUCUCUUCUUUGAAAAUGAACAUCCAUGGAGACUACCGAAAACUUAUUGCAUGGCCAAGAAAUACUCAAUACAAACUUCUUACAAGAAAGUCUAAAGUUUAUGAAGAGAGUUGUAAGGAAACAAAAGCAGUUUUUAUUUCCCAGGAUGCAUGUAGUAGUGCACAGUCAGUCAACAAGGAGGUACAGACAUCCAGUGACGAUGAACAGUCUGAUUGCAAUGUAGAAGUUUCAUUUGAUUUACUGCCAUCCUCUUAUGCUACAGUGUGCUUAAGAGAAAUUAUGAAAACUCCUAAAUGA
Saccoglossus kowalevskii is the source of this 2054-nucleotide messenger RNA. Its product is annotated as pseudouridylate synthase PUS7L-like. Gene Ontology annotation, molecular function: RNA binding; pseudouridine synthase activity. NCBI's taxonomy places the organism in Eukaryota, Metazoa, Hemichordata, Enteropneusta, Harrimaniidae. The record is from RefSeq and is a predicted model, not a curated record. Gene Ontology annotation, biological process: pseudouridine synthesis. Gene Ontology annotation, cellular component: nucleus.